CCAAACUCCCUCACCACUCUUCCUCCUCAGGUGAUCAUUUCCUCUGAACCUCACCCUUUUUUCUUUCAAUGGAAGAUCAUGAAGAUCAAAAGGAGUUGCAGCUACUCCCUUCUCCAAACUCCUUACCUUCCUCAUCACGGAUGUCAUCUCGGUCGUCGGAUUCUUCAGCUUCUCUAAGGUAUCGAUCAGCGGUGCCUGAUCAUCAUAGUUCCUUCGAAGUCCCGGCACUAGACCUGCAGUUAUCAAUCAGUCUGAGGCCAAUCCAGCCACCUUCUGAUUGCGUUCUAGCCGGACCAAUCUGUGCCUCCUUAUACGACGAUGUCAUGCCGGAGACAGCGGGCUGCGUCGAGGCGUUGAAAUGGCAGGCGGCCGAACAGAUUCGGCUGGCGGCGAUAGAGAAGGCGCAUGCGGAGAGAGUGAGGGAGAUGACGAGGAGAGAAAUGGAGUUGGCGCAGUCGGAGUUCGCAAGAGCAAGGCACAUGUGGGAGAGGGCGAGGGAAGAGGUGGAAAAGGCAGAGAGAAUGAAGGAGAGAGCGAUGCGCCAGAUAGCAGACUCUACUACUACUGCUACGUGCAUGGAGAUCACUUGCCAAUCUUGCAGGCAAAGGUUCCGGCCAUAGUGCUCAAUCAUAUAUAUAGCAUUUGAGUAGUACGUACCAUUAACUCAAGGCUGAUCAUGAGUAAAUUUGUUUUAAGCUUCAAGGUGGAUUUGUAUGUAUGGAAAUUAAAAUCAAUCUGGGUUCUUGGGUUUCUGCAAUGAAUUUGCUUCAACAAAAAACUUCAAAAGUUA
Juglans regia (Persian walnut) is the source of this 790-nucleotide messenger RNA. RefSeq names its product zinc finger protein SHOOT GRAVITROPISM 5-like. Gene Ontology annotation, cellular component: nucleus. Bases 69 to 620 code for a protein of 183 amino acids. The transcript has a single exon. NCBI's taxonomy places the organism in Eukaryota, Viridiplantae, Streptophyta, Magnoliopsida, Fagales, Juglandaceae. Gene Ontology annotation, biological process: gravitropism. The record is from RefSeq and is a predicted model, not a curated record.